Plasmopara halstedii is the source of this 2874-nucleotide messenger RNA. RefSeq lists its product as uncharacterized. Lineage: Eukaryota; Oomycota; Peronosporomycetes; Peronosporales; Peronosporaceae. The transcript has a single exon. Gene Ontology annotation, molecular function: glycosyltransferase activity. Bases 1 to 2874 code for a protein of 957 amino acids. The record is from RefSeq and is a predicted model, not a curated record.
AUGCUUCCCCAACGACAGAGCCCAGGCAAGCGCGCGGCAGCUAGCCACCAUCAAGCUAAAGGAAUUUCACGCACGGCAGCAUUUGUAGUGCUAGGUCUCGUCGUUGCUUUGUACAUGUACUACAACUUGCGAUUUUUUGCAGCCUUUACAAUGUCCGCCAACUCGAUUGCUGUCAACGGAAACGGCAGGCGAUCUUUCGAUGGUGCGUCUGGCAUAUCAACUGGAGAAGAUAAAAUAAUGCUUGCAGACGCAUCGGCGACUCGCCAGGUGAAACACUUGGUUUUUACAUCCACGUGUCGUGACAUUGACUUUAUACAUGCUGAAGUCCUUGCCUUCACACUCCGACGCACGGGUUAUGACGGCAACGUCACUCACUUGCUGUAUGGCUGUACGUCUGAAGAAUUUCUGAAUAUGACUCGCAAGAAAGAUCAACGUCUCAAGGUACAGACUCGACACUAUCCCGACGUCUCAGCAGAAAAAACGACAUUUGGCGAAAAGUUGCUGACAACGACUCUGAAUCCGUUCGUGCUUGCCAAGUGGAUGUUACAAUCGACAGCUGAUGAAGUUGCUGAGAAAAAACGUGUUGUUCCCUUCGAAGAGCAUUAUGCACUAGCUUCUGAUGACUUUGUCAUGGCUGUGGACAGUGAUGCCAUCUUUACCAAGAAACUGGACAUGGGGAAUCUAAUGGCAGAAGCUCAUGACGUAAAUGCUCGUAUUUUUGGUCAAGACGCGUCGUGGUACUGGCCGAAGCGAUUUCCGCUUACAAAAGAGCAACUGGAGCGAGUUGUUCCGCCGAAUUCUCGCUCGUUGCUCCUCGAAGACUGGCGCGAAUAUGCAACAAUUGCACCGUAUGUAGCUGAAUUGAGCGUGUGGAAAGAGAUUUUGCCUACUGCCGUGGACUUGUGGUAUAAAUUGGCACACGAGCAUCUCUACCUCGCUGUUCCAAUCGCUGCUGCCCACGAGAAAGUUCCAAUUGCAGCUUCGGGUGUAUUAAGCGUGCAUCACUAUCCUUCUCGUUAUCAAAAUUGGGACUUUGUGGAUGAUAUAAAACACAAUCCUUGCAAAGAACAAGCUAAAGGAGCAAAUUUAGAACUUUCGUCGUACCCAAUUUCUAUACGUGCGCUCAAUUUUACUUUACCACAAUGGAUCGAUGGUCGUAAUUGGAGCUAUUUUGCGGAUCAAGUGCCACCGGAUUUCUUUACAUGUGACGCAUGGAUGAUGCACCAGCCAAGCGAUUAUCUGUGGCAUCUUGCCACUCACACCAGUGGAUAUGAGCAUGUUCCCAACAUUCUUCGUCGUCGCCAUACGAUGAGUGUUUGUCUCGCUGUAGAAGCAUACAAUAGUGCCUCGGAGAAUUACCGCUCGCAUUUUUGUCCUACUGGAUUCAACCACAAUCGUCGAAUUCCUAUGGAGUUUCUGAAGAAAUCUUGGCCAACUGCUGUGGCCCGUGCAAAAGACACACCAAUGGCCAUAGAUCCACCCGUAUACUUUGGGGAUUACAAACUUAAAGAAGCAGUGAGUGUGCUCAGACCCGGUCAAGAAGGAAGCGAAGAUUUGCAUUUUGUCUUUACAACUUCAUGUGAGCCAAGUCAGGACUGGCAAAGUGAAGCUUUGGCGCAAAGUUUUGCACGUGUUGGCCAACAGGGUACUCUGACACGCAUCGUCAGUGGCUGCUCGGAUGAUGCACUGAAGAAUUUGCUUCGUCGUACUAAAAAAUCUUCUCCGCAUUUGCAAAUCCACGUUACUCGAGAUUUCCGCUCGCUCCCUAUAUUUAAGGAAGCUGGCAAUGAAAAGGAGAAUGCGUCGACACCUGAUGACUACACACCGUAUAAUAAGCCAUUCGGUUUGCGAGAUUGGCUGGAGUCUGCUAAUCCUCCUGUACGAGAGGAAAUUAUUGUAAUCCUUGACCCAGACUUUCUUUUUAUCCGAGAAUUUGCUGUUAACACUGGCGGUCGUGUGACAUCUGCUCACGAUGUCGACUCUGGCGAUUACGAGCGUGACGCCGAAGUUAUUGAGGGAUUGCGACAGUACAAACGAUUCUUUGUUUACUCUGGCUCGCGAAGUAAUGUGAGGGAUACCGUAGUAGACGGUGUGGCGGUGGCACAGCGGUGGUCCGAGUAUCUGGGUACCACGGCUUUUGAUAAUAGUAGUGACAUCUGUCCAGAGUGCGCCAAUGUAACGAAACGAGAUGCGACCGAAUUUUUUGCCGUCGGACCUCCGUAUGCUAUCACGCGAAGAGAUUUAGCUCAAUUCAUCGACGAUUACUGCAAUAUGACGGUGUCUAAACGUGAUCAAAUGAAUCGCGAGCAUUGGAUGAGUGAGAUGCUGGGGUACUCGCUCGCUGCAGCGAAGCACAAUGUAAAACACACGACUUUUGACAAUUUGGCGCUGGGCAACAAAGCUGAUGACUAUACUGGUUUUGUCAAUUUGCUCAAGGGGAACCCCUGUGAGGACCCAAUUCUGCCACUUACCCAGGGCGAGGUCCCACCGUUGCUGCAUGGCUGUCACUCAUACGAAUCAGACGACGAUAGAGGACUUAAAUGGAUUUUUUACAAGCAGCUUAUGCCCAAUAAUUUGUUUGCGUGUGACUCGUGGCUCUUGGCGUCACCGCCCUCGAGUGUCUGGACAUUGGCCAAGCGCAGUCGUGACGAACGAAACAUGCUAGAGGCCUACGGUCUAUGUACAAGCAUCAAGGUAUUCAAUCAAGCGCUAGUUGACUUUAAAAGUAAAAUGUGUCCCGAUGGCUUUAACCAUAACCGACGCUUGCGACUUGUAAAAGGCGUUCGUCAGGAUUUGCUUGAAGUGGGCCAAGUGCUCAAAGCCUGGCAAGAUGCUGCUCAGGAGAAUGCCCGCGUAAGCGAUUUUGUUGCAUAG